Messenger RNA from Alternaria alternata, 2439 nucleotides. RefSeq lists its product as hypothetical. The record is from RefSeq and is a predicted model, not a curated record. Gene Ontology annotation, molecular function: protein binding. Lineage: Eukaryota; Fungi; Ascomycota; Dothideomycetes; Pleosporales; Pleosporaceae. The coding region runs from base 1 to 2439 and encodes 812 amino acids. The transcript has 3 exons.
AUGACCUCGCCGUUGCCGCCAGAUCCAAGGGCCGAAAGUCGCCCACUCUCUUUACAGUCUCUCCCUAGCGAGCUGCUUCAACUCAUCGUCGCCUACCUCGACACUCCUACGCUCAAACACGUCGCCCUAGUCUCGCAGACCCUCAAUGAGCAUGCGACGGAUAUACUGUGGCAGAACGUCUGCCUAGUCGACCAAUGGAAGUUGCACCUCAACGAGGAGACGGAUCUGUUGUGGGGGGAGCGAGGCCGUGGAGAACCUGAUGAGCACGACGAUACACCUAUUGUCCAAAAACUGCACAUACUUGCGACUAACCCUGCAAUCGCAUCCAAAGUUCAGACACUCUCCCAUCGAUGCCACCUACCGGCGCCGAACAUCUUCAAUGAACUCCCACGAAUGCGAUUCGACGCCGACAACCUCUCGCAGGAUGAACGACUCCAUACUCUCGUCAAGCUCGCGAUACCCAAUUUGAUCAACGUGCACACACUACGGAUUGUAUACGGGCAUUGGAGGCUCACAAACGCACUCGUCGCUGGCUUCCUCGAUCAUAGUCGCCCACAACGUAUGCCCGUGCGCAAAUUGUGGUUAGAGAGCUGUUGCUUCGACAAGACCGAGCUGUUCCGGCUUUUGCAAAACAGCCCUACUGGACUUGAAAGUAUUCGUCUGCGUAGACUUGGAAAGGACAUGUCGGAUCGAACGGAAACUCAGCAGCUACAGUUCAUGGAGUUUUCGCUUUCGCGUGGCGGGCAAUAUUAUCAGAUGCACAAUGGAGCAGGAGGUUUCGUUGGUACCACUAUCCAGAUCUCUCAUGAGGGUUUACCGGAACGAUGGCCACGCUCUUCAACACAAGAGUUGAGAGACAAGGCCAGGGCAUACGAUGCGAUCAUGUGGGAAGAACUCUCGGACAUUAGAGACUACGUUGAUGCAAAUCCGGUACAUUCCGAACCUAUAUCACCUGGACAGUUCGUGCUUGACCUCAGACCCCCAAUGGAGUGGCUAAUUGCAAACUCCGCUUCCACCCUCACCAGUCUAAAUCUAGACUGGAUAAAUUGGCGACGGAGGAAUGCCGAGCCUUCUGCUUCGAGUACUGAUGCUGAAGUGUUCCUGUCUGCACUCAGCAAGCUGCGCUUUCCGCACCUACGUGCCUUUCAGAUUCGCAAUGCUGUAUUGGAGCUUACGAUACUCCCUCAAAACGUCUUUCUGCUGGAAGGCCCGUUUUUGGAAUUUCUCGAGGCGCACCCCAAGAUACAGUGCCUGGGCUGGCCAAUGGACAGAAUAUACAACCACGUUAAGCCGUCCGUUGACACUCAGAACCGAUGCCGGACUUUGGUUGCGCAUUUGGCAAACACAUUGACAGACUUACGCAUUGACACGCAAUACUCAGGACCUGGCGAGCCACUUACAGCUAAGUGUAGUACCAUGGAAGAAAUGCAAGAACGUACACGCCGACGAAAGUUCAUUGACGAAUUUGUACCUCACAUGCGGAAAGUAGAGCAGAUCAAGCUUGAAGGUGGUAUACCACGUGACGAAAAGCGAGAGUUACUACGCGCAUUACAUUGGUGUCCGAUCAAGAAAAUUGUUAUGAUUGGCGUUUCUUUCCCUGCAGGAAACACAUGGGGUGCGGGAGGGCAGCAACUCGCAGCCAUCGACCCUGGUCAAUCCGGUUCCGAUUUCGUCUACAACCUUGAAGAUGAGGACCUUGCUGGCAUCCUAGCCGCUUACCGCCGUGGCUUCCCUAUGCCCUUGGACUUUGACUUCGAACCGAAUUACGGCUGGCCGCCUCAAGCACCACUCCUCCAAACCAUUGCCCUGCACCAUGCAUCCACAGUCGAAGAGCUCAAGAUAUGUGGCUACAACGGUUGCCCGAUCCUGUCAUACACAACACCCAGCACUAAUCCUUUACUGACAGGUCUUCGCUCCUUUGACAAUCUUAAACAACUCGUAAUCUCGUUCUGGUUAAUGACCUGGUACGAAGACUCCUACCGAGACACAGAAAUCAUCCAAUCUUGGCUCGACACGCGUUCCCCUUCUUCGACAGCACUCACAAUUGUGACACCUCCGGCGUCGCCAACGCACGACCAGCCAGUCGACCCAGGACAAUUUCCUAACUUUGGUAACCCACGCGUGGUGCCACGGACUCAGAACUUUAACCGCUGGGCUGUUGAACUCAAGACCAAAUUCACUCCUUCGGCGCUCGCGUAUCGUGUUGCGAGAGACAUUGGACCUUUCUUGAGUGAGGUAGCCAAGGAAAGGAAGAGUGGUGUGCGCGUGAGGGCUAGCUUUUGCUUGGGCGUAAAGGAUGAGAGAAGAACCGCGAGCGACAUAUUCGAUUUGGACAUCAGGAUUGGGAAAGGCAACCAGGUGUUAGAAUUCGUGGGACCGAGAGAGGAAGGCGAGACAGGGAGAUGGUGGACUAAGAUUGAGGAGAGAAGAUGGUUCUGA